UUUACUGUACCAACAACAGAAGUCUACGUCAAUUUUAAUCGUCUUGCAAGAAGAGAGGAAUAGUGGGGAAAAGGCUACCCGAAAGCAGCAAGGUAGACUGGUCUACGAAGCUCACAGUCCUUAUCGAUCAGCCGCAGUACGAAAGGUUUCAUCACCGUCGAAGAUCGAUUGCAGGCCUCUCAAGUAUCUUGCCCCCAGUGCACUAGGCCUAGCUGGUAUUUAAAGGCCGGAACAAGACAGUUUAUGAUAUAUAUGCACUAGAACUGUUGAGCGCUGUUAUCAUCCUAAUCACGGAGACUCUACGGCUAACGUGGUAUCUAUUUCCAUCAAACAGCACGUGUCGCUUUGUUGCGCCGCAUCUUGUAUCGUAGUGCAUAAUCCUUUUUCAGUUAUUUUCAUUCUCAUCGUUCUAACCAUCAUUUGAUGUAUGUAUCAUAAUUUUAGAGGCAGCACAAUCAUUAACAUACGCGCCGCAGUGCUCCAUAAAGAGUAGCAACCGAAGCUAGAAAAAUUCUGUUCGGAGAACAGGUAUUUGCGCUACACGGAUCAUCCGACAAAACCACUCUCAGGGUGGGCGCUCAGCAGUUGAGCAGCUUGAAGUUACAUCGGAGGGUGAACGAAUUUAAGGACUGCCCUCCAAGAGCACCAGCGAUGAUGUACUAUGGCAAAGACAGUAGUGGCGGUGGUAUCUCGGAGUUGGACACGAUAGCGAAUGUAAUCGGUUUAAAGGGUGUUGGUACGUCAUCGCUGCGCACCUUCGUCGAGAUGUGGUAUCACAUUUUCCUGUGGGCACUAUUCUCGUCCAUCUUUGUGCACACGUGUGCCGCCGUCAUCGCUUUUGUGACGCUGCGAAAGCACAAGUUCGGGCGCUUCUUUUCCAUCUUCAUCUUCGUGAUGGGCGUCCUAUCGCCGGCGACCGGUGGUGUCGUCAGCAGUACCGUCAUUGCCUUUGUACACAGAGCCUCCAACUUUCAGAUGUCACCGAUCGCGGCCAUGAUUUGGGGCGUCGGGCAGACGAUCGUGUCCGCCUGCUUCGGAUUUACACGGAUCUUGGCAACACUGUAAGGGACCGCCCGCCAUCAACCUGCUGGCCAACCUGCCUGUCCAUUUGAUUCUCUCUGCUAUCUUCCAUCUUUUUCAUUUCUGUCCUUCGAACGUACUGAUGUACUUCGUCUCUGUUUAAAUACCUUCUGCCUGCACUGUGCGGAGGGUCCUAUUGGAAGACUGGUAUUUUGCUGAUACCCGUGUUGGUAUGAUUGUGAUAUUGAGGACGCGUUUUAGCGAAUAUUCGCCAGAAAGAGGGAAGGCUCAUAUUUCGUUUCGGUUGGUAGAGUGCCGGUGGUGGCGGUCGAAAUCAAAAUUCCAAGCAAAGCAAGGGCACCAACGGUUUUCGAUCGUUAGCUUGUAACGCAAGAAAAUACAACACAUCCACUGUAGAAAACAAAACAUUGUAGUAAAAACAAACGAUACACAUCACAACACAUCACAAAAAAAGCAUCGCGAAGGUGGUGUAAUCAAAGCAUUUGAACCACGCUGAGCUUAGGAUAAUUGACAAGAAACAAAAAAAGAACUCGCAACACAGACCAGAUUAUUGCCAUAACGGGUGAAGCAGGCAACAGUCGGUUCAUGGCACGUGAACUGAGGAACGAUCAUUAGCGACGAGAAUGUUUGUUUUGUUUCUUGUCUUCUUUUAAAACAAAAAAUUAGUGCAAAUUCUAAAUGAACUAAUUCGAGCAAAACUACAUACCGUUUGUCGGAACGGCGGCCAAAAUACCAGUAGGCAAUAGCUUCCACGGUAGUAGAGCCACCGUUAGUUGUACAAAAGACAGUGACAUAAACUAAUAAAUCGAUGGAAAUGAAACGUACGUAACGCAUGAACCAUACGCGUUCGUUCGCGUACUGCACAUGGUGCAGUUAGGUGGCAGAUUCAGUUGACACGAUGCGGUUCGCGGCAUCUACGAACGUUCGCCUAGUACGUCGUGUAAAAACAUGUGAUUUUCGUUCGGUAACGAUAUGAAACAAGCAACCAAAUUGGAAAAGCAUCCUUCGCAUCCUUGCGGUGUUAAGCGCCCGGUGACAUGAAGGGAUUAGACGCAUAGAAUGUACGGUGAGGAGGAAACAAACGCCCAACAAAGGAAAAGUACCAAUACGGCUUGUACAUCUCAUGUAUGUCCAUCUGUGUGCGUGUGUUUGCUUUCGAAGCGGCUUCGGAUUUAGAGAAAUCAAUAAUGAAUAGCCACAAUUACUAGUAAUCAAUGACAUGAAAAACGAAUCGAGAAAUAGUGAUCCAAAUAUUAUAAGUCACAACAGCUCUAGAUAUGUAACUAUCAAUCAUUUAUGCGAAAACAAAAGCUCUGCCGCUAGUAGCGGAGUGUUGUAUUUAAGGAAAUGUGUUAUUUUAAAAUUAAGAUUCGUAACAUUCUCGGUAGCUUCUUUCGAGGGAAUUGUGGAUUGUUUCAAAUGGCUCUGUGCGGCAAAAUCAUGCUACCAAAGAUGAGUUAAACAGCACAUCACUAAACACCAUACUGUUCUACAACGCCCAUAACAGGUGUAACGCUGGGUGCGGUGUCGAUCAGAAUAGAUUCAAGCUAUUGGGCGUUUCUUAACUGCUGCAGAGCCAUAGAAUAAGUAGGAUAUCCGCAGCUUGGUGAUUCUUGGCGAAAGCAUCCCCAGGGAAAGAAGCGUAACUUUCCUCGGAGUCCUACGCAGAUUGGGUUUGUAUGUUUUUACUUAUAGUUAGUAGCAGCUGUAGAAGACAGAGUUUGAUUUGUAUAUUUUGCGAGUUCCAUAUUUUUAUGUGCAGGGAGAAUAGUUUUCAUUAGCUUUAAGCGCAAUUGAGCACUAUGUUUAUUUUAAGCGGCAUGAAAUUCGUGUAUGUAUAUUUGUUUUUAUCGUUUUAUUCGCCAUGAGGUUCACAGAAGAGGUUAGACUUGAAGUUUUAAGCGAUUAUCAACAGUGCAGCGACAGCUGCACAAAAGCAAAUAUGGAAAUAAACUGAAUCAAUUCAA
Messenger RNA from Anopheles moucheti, 3008 nucleotides. RefSeq names its product transmembrane protein 170B. The transcript has a single exon. NCBI's taxonomy places the organism in Eukaryota, Metazoa, Arthropoda, Insecta, Diptera, Culicidae. The record is from RefSeq and is a predicted model, not a curated record. Bases 652 to 1065 code for a protein of 137 amino acids.